Humulus lupulus (European hop) is the source of this 1164-nucleotide messenger RNA. RefSeq lists its product as uncharacterized. Lineage: Eukaryota; Viridiplantae; Streptophyta; Magnoliopsida; Rosales; Cannabaceae. The transcript has a single exon. The record is from RefSeq and is a predicted model, not a curated record. The coding region runs from base 1 to 1164 and encodes 387 amino acids.
AUGGAGUUGAUGGUUAAUAAGUUUAUGGACUGGGAUUAUUAUUUCAGUCCUGUUACUGAAGGUAGAAUAUUGAUCAUAUGGAGAAAGAUAUUUGUCAAGGUUAUUGUUCUUGAGGAGACAAAUCAAUAUAUCCACUGUUAUGUUAAAAUGGCUGGUCAGAGACAUCCAUUUAGUGCUACAUUUAUUUAUGGGCUCAAUACUAUGGAGGAACAGAAGAUUUUAUGGCAAAGAUUACCUAAGCUUUCUCUUCCAGCCACUUCUUGGGUUAUCUUGGGAGAUUUUAAUACAUUAUUUACUGCUAAGGAUAUAAAUGGAGGUAAACCUGUGUCCAAAUCAGAAUUGUUAGAUUCUUCUCAGUGGCUUGCUGGGAAUCAAAUGGAUUCACUUAAAAGUACUGGUUCUUUCUUUACUUGGACAAAUAAUCAAGAUGGGUCAGCUCGUAUAUACUCUAAAAUAGACCAUGUCUUUGCUAACGAGGAUUGGCUGGACUUUUUUCCUAAUACAACAGCUAUUUUUAGUUGGGAAAUGGUUUCAGAUCAUUGCUCUUGUACUAUUUCUAUUCUGGCCAUGGAAAAUUUGGGAGUUAAGUUGUUUCGAUUUUAUAACUUUUGGACUGAUCAUAAUGAUUUUAAAGAGGUGGCUUUGACUAGUUGGAGGAAGCCAAUUAAUGGGACUUGUUUGAAGGCUAUCUAUCUAAAGACAAUGCGGCUGAAACAUAAGUUGAAGAGAUUUAAUAGGGACCAUAUUGGAGACAUAGGAGUGCAAUUUCAGAUGGCAAAAGAUCAAUACCAGGCAGCUCUAUUCCACGUGCGGCAACAUCCCCGAGACCUUACUCUUCAAGAAAAAGCCAAGGCUGCUGCUGAAGCUUUCACAACUCAGGAGAAAAUGUAUCAUAGCUUCUUGGCUCAAAGAAGCAAACUUACUUGGUUAAGGAAGGGUGACAUGAAUACUGCUUAUUUUCAUGCUUGUUUAAAAAAACGCAAGGAAGAGAAUAGAAUAGCUACUUACAUAACUGAACAAGGUAGGGUGGUUGAUAACUUUCCUGAAGUGGUUUCUCAUUUUCUAGAUCACUUUAGAAGUUUUAUGGGUAGUCCUAGUUCAGCUACUAAGAAGAUAAAUCUGCAUUGUGUGGAGAUGGGAUCCAAACUUUCAAUUGACCAGUAG